AUGCUGCAGGAGUUCGCCACAUGCGGAUUCAAGAACUUCAGCAACUACUUCGAGAGUGCCGAUGGAAAAGAGAAGUCCUCACAGGCGGCGGCUGCGCUGUAUUGCCUAACAGGAUUCUGCAAUCGCAUCCAGACUCUGUCGCUUGCGGCCAGCAAUUUGGCAGGAGGUACCAUGCAAGAUGGCUAUCCGGACGGUGCCCCCAUCCUGAAGGAGCUCGUGGCGACUGCGAAGGACGUUGGACUGACGCCUGCGGACAGCACCAUUACCGAUCUUGUGGAUUGCGAGAAAGACGCCGAAUGGGAGACCCCGACAGUGGGGAGAGGCAAGGUCGAAUUCCGCAGCUCGGUUUCGAUGAUAUCAUGCAAGGCAGGCCAGGAGGAAGCCCCUUCAGUCAGUCACGUGCCCGUGAAAGCUGAUUUCAGCCGAAAGAAGGUCCGGAAGGCAACAGGCUACGCGAAAUUCAACUUCGAGAAAGAGAAGGAUGAAGACGAUCAGGACGAUGCGUCCACGUCCGCUAGCUCGCAAGCGAAGAGCAACAAAACGACACCGGAAAAUGAGAAGCGAGACCUCCAGAGCACCCCCAAGUCCUCGGCUGGUCACCCAGAAGGUGGAUCACGCUCGCCCUUUUUGUGCAGACUCUGCACUGGUGUCGAUGACGAGCCAGAAGUUCACGUCCUGAGGCGCGAAAGUUCCGUCUCCAUGGGCGUCGUUCAGGAGAUCAACGAUCCCGAAGGCGACACUCACUGGCACGACAGCGAGCGCCACUCAGGCCGCUUCAACCGUAUUAGAAAACGAGUGCCGACCGGGCAUGCUUCCUUGAUGAAGAGAAGCAGCGACGACCUUCUUGAACUUCUCGAGCAGGAUGACACUGAAGAAGGAAGAGCGGCGAGAGAGAUCCUCAUGCGCAACACUGCCCUGAACACAGCUGAGUGCCCGAUCUUUGCACUGUCGGACGGGGAAGAGGAGGCGGAAAUUGAGAUUUUGCGCUGUGUUGACGGAGCCAUGGACUUCGGGACGCAGAACUGCGUGGCAAGCGGCGAAACGCGUCUGAAUGUAGAAGAUUUCAAAGUUUUCCUUUCUAGUUGCGAAUACAGUGUGACGGAGAUCUAG
Besnoitia besnoiti is the source of this 1110-nucleotide messenger RNA. RefSeq lists its product as uncharacterized. The record is from RefSeq and is a predicted model, not a curated record. The transcript has 10 exons. Bases 1 to 1110 code for a protein of 369 amino acids. NCBI's taxonomy places the organism in Eukaryota, Apicomplexa, Conoidasida, Eucoccidiorida, Sarcocystidae.